AUGAAUCUAGUGCAAUGGAGAGCUGAUGACACUCACUUCCCACGCCUUGAGCGCCUAAUUAUUAGGAAAUGUUUCAAACUAGAGGAGAUCCCUUGUAGUAUUGGAAAUAUACCAACGCUUCAAAUCAUUGAAUUGGAUGACGCUAGCCCUUCAGCUGUGACUUCGGCAGAGCAAAUACAAGAAGAACAAGAGCAGUUGGGAAAUGAUAGCCUUCAAGUUCAUGUCAAUUACAGGUUUCAACCCAACCGUCUACGGGCCAUAGAACAGUUUCGCAAAUCUUUUCUAUGUGAUGUUUACCGAGAUCCAAUGAAGGAAGUAGUAAGUGGAGUUGCCCCUCGACUGUUAGAGUUUCUUAAUAGAGAUGGUUAUCCGCAGCUUCAGAAAGAGGCAGCAUUGGCUAUAUCAACUAUAUCCCAAAGAUCCCAUCCACCCAAUCGCACCAACGGUCGCAUCAACAUUGCCAUAAAACAGUUUCGCGAAUCUUUUGAAGAUGUUCAUUCCCGAGAUCCAAUGAGGGAAGUAGUAAGUGGAGUUGUCCCUCGACUGUUAGAGUUUCUUUAUAGAGAUGGUUAUCCGCAGCUUCAGAAAGAGGCAGCAUUGGCUAUAUCUAUGACUAUUUCAUCCCAUCCACUCGGUCGCACCAACGAUCGCAUCAACAUUCUGAUUGAUCACGGCGCAAUUCCCAUUUUGUUGAGCCUUCUUAGAUCUCCCGAUGACGAUCUUUGCGAAGAGGCACUUCACCUUUUAGGAGACUUUUCCUUUGCCUCAACAAAAUCUUGUGAUCUUAUCAUUAGUUAUGGAGGUUGUUUACGGAAACCUUCUUGA
This is a messenger RNA of Fraxinus pennsylvanica, 825 nucleotides long. Lineage: Eukaryota; Viridiplantae; Streptophyta; Magnoliopsida; Lamiales; Oleaceae. The record is from the annotation of a GenBank genome assembly.